AUGUUGAGUCGUAAUCAGCAUUCUUACUGCUCCGACGAUGGCCCUACGACUUCAAACACUUCGCCUUAUCAUCUCUUGCUUCAUCGUCUUCCUGUCCGCCACCUCUCUGUUUUUAUUCGUGUUUCUAUCACCAGAAGCAUCGCAGCGGGGUAUUGUUGGGUUUUUGAUAUCAUUUUACUCAGUGAAUUUGGCCAGAUGUUUUUGGUCGAUCACUCGAAAGCCAUUGUUCAAAUAUCCGCAGUCCGUUGGCUCUGA
Laccaria bicolor S238N-H82 is the source of this 255-nucleotide messenger RNA. RefSeq lists its product as uncharacterized. NCBI's taxonomy places the organism in Eukaryota, Fungi, Basidiomycota, Agaricomycetes, Agaricales, Hydnangiaceae. Bases 1 to 255 code for a protein of 84 amino acids. The record is from RefSeq and is a predicted model, not a curated record. The transcript is spliced from 3 exons.